CUCUCUCUCCUCACCCGUUAGUUCCCAUUUUUACCACACACAGUCUCUCUCUACUCUAAACGGGUACCUGUAGAACAUCGACAAUGGCCGUCGUCGUCAGGUCCUCCGCCGCGGCGAUGUCUCUCAUCGCCGUUUUCGUUCUCUCGGUUUCUUCCGCCCCUGUCUUCGCAGCGUCGCACCAGCACGCCGCUCCUGCGCCGGCGGUCGACUGCUCGACGCUGAUACUGAACAUGGCGGAUUGUCUGACGUUCGUCUCGAGCGGAAGCUCGGUGGCGAAGCCGGAGGAUUCGUGCUGCUCCGGUCUGAAGACGGUGCUUAGGACCGACGCCGAGUGUCUCUGCGAGGGCUUCAAGAGCAGCGCCUCGCUCGGUGUCACCUUGAACGUCACUAAGACUCUUACUCUUCCCGCCGCGUGCAAGCUUUUACACGCUCCUUCCAUUGCUAGCUGCGGAUUGUCUACUCCUCCAGCUGCUGCGCCAGGUCUCGCCCCAGGUGCUGCCGCUGGGCCAGAAUCAGCUGGAUCCAAUGGGUUAGCACCGGCACCGGCUCGAGGGAACUAUGCUUCGGCCUUGGUCCCGGUCUGGGUGGCAUCAGUAGUCGGUGGUGUAUUGGUUCUGCUGUUCUCUCCUCUCUAAACCAAGUCUUUACCUUUAGACCGGUGUAUUCUCUCUUAUGGUAAGAGUUAGAGAAAUUCUUUUAAGAGUUGUGUAACUUUUUUCCAUUUUAAUCUAAUGUUUAUGUAAAACUCGGUUUUCUAUUUAGUGCUUAUGUUAAACUCGGUUCCAGUGUGUUCGUAUAACUCGUUAGUAUUUGAUCAUUU
Messenger RNA from Tarenaya hassleriana, 820 nucleotides. Its product is annotated as non-specific lipid-transfer protein-like protein At5g64080. The transcript is spliced from 3 exons. The coding region runs from base 84 to 635 and encodes 183 amino acids. The record is from RefSeq and is a predicted model, not a curated record. Lineage: Eukaryota; Viridiplantae; Streptophyta; Magnoliopsida; Brassicales; Cleomaceae.